This is a messenger RNA of Pseudoliparis swirei, 3510 nucleotides long. RefSeq names its product methylcrotonyl-CoA carboxylase subunit (gene mccc1). Gene Ontology annotation, cellular component: mitochondrion. The record is from RefSeq and is a predicted model, not a curated record. Gene Ontology annotation, molecular function: ATP binding; metal ion binding; methylcrotonoyl-CoA carboxylase activity. Bases 203 to 2350 code for a protein of 715 amino acids. Lineage: Eukaryota; Metazoa; Chordata; Actinopteri; Perciformes; Liparidae. The transcript has 19 exons.
CAAGCGUGUGGGAGUGUUUGUUAGUGCAAGUAGGAGGAUUGAAGGCUACUAUUUCCGUGCGGUUAAAUAAGAGUGGUUUGCUGCAGUUAAUGUAGAAUAAACAGAUUGAGCCGUUUCGUUGAUUACCACUUCGCCUUUUCCUCGGCUGGUCAUUCACCUGAUCAGCUAGCUAGCUAGCAGCGAGUCUCAGCAGCUGGUCGCGAUGGCUGCAGUUAUUCUGAGUUUCCCAACUCUGCAGAGUCUGAGAUUUGCACAAAACCUGUCAUGGACCAGAAGAGGCGUGCGGCUCGUUUCCGGGGGGGUUGGAAGGAUAGAGAAGGUGCUGAUUGCCAAUCGAGGGGAGAUUGCGUGUCGUGUGAUGCGCACGGCCAAGAAGAUGGGCGUCCGCUCUGUGGCCGUGUACAGUGAUGCGGACAGAGACUCCAUGCACGUGGCCAUGGCAGAUGAAGCCUACCACAUUGGCCCUGCACCCUCCCAGCAGAGUUACCUCUCAAUGGAGAAAGUUUUGGAAGUAGCCAAAACCUCUGGAUCACAUGCGGUCCAUCCUGGUUAUGGCUUUCUGUCAGAAAGCACAGAGUUUGCGGAGGCGUGUAAACAGGAAGGCAUCAUCUUCAUCGGGCCGCCUUCCUCUGCCAUCCGAGACAUGGGCAUAAAAAGCACAUCCAAAUACAUCAUGGCAGCUGCUGGGGUGCCAAUCAUCGGUGGCUACCAUGGAGAGGACCAAUCAGAUGAGAGGCUGCAAGCAGAGGCGGCCCAGAUUGGAUACCCUGUGAUGAUCAAGGCAGUCCGUGGAGGAGGCGGCAAGGGGAUGCGUAUUGCACGGUCAGACUCAGAGUUCUUGGAGCAGUUGGAGUCGGCGAGACGAGAAGCCAGGAAAUCCUUCAAUGAUGAUGUCAUGCUGGUUGAGAAGUUUGUAGAGGAUCCCAGACAUGUGGAGGUCCAGGUGUUUGGGGACAUGCACGGUAACGCUGUCUAUCUGUUUGAGAGAGACUGCAGCGUCCAGAGGAGACAUCAGAAGAUCAUAGAGGAAGCACCAGGGCCUGAUAUUAGUCCCGAGGUGCGGAGGAAACUUGGAGAGGCAGCCGUUAAAGCAGCCAAGGCUGUUAACUAUGUCGGAGCAGGUACGGUUGAGUUCAUAAUGGACGCCCAGCAUAACUUUUACUUCAUGGAGAUGAACACCAGACUGCAGGUGGAGCAUCCUGUCUCUGAGAUGAUCACUGGAACCGACCUGGUGGAGUGGCAGCUCCGGGUGGCAGCAGGGGAGCGGCUGCCUCUCCUCCAGGAUGACAUUGUUUUCAGUGGACACUCUUUUGAGGCUCGUAUCUAUGCCGAGGACCCGAACAACGACUUCCUUCCGGGGGCGGGGCCUCUGCUGCAUCUCUCCACCCCUUCACCAGACCAGCACACGCGUAUAGAGACUGGAGUCAGGGAAGGGGACGAGGUGUCAGCCCAUUAUGACCCAAUGAUCGCCAAGCUCGUGGUGUGGGGAGAAGACCGAUCUGCUGCCUUAAAGAAGCUGCGGUAUUGCUUACGACAGUACAAUAUCGUUGGACUGAAAACGAACAUUGACUUUUUGCUGAGUCUCUCGAGCCACCCGGAGUUUGAGGCUGGAAACGUGACCACCAGUUUCAUCCCUCAGCACUACGCGGACCUCUUCCCCGCUCCGAUAACUCCUUCUGGGGAAACCGUGUGCCAGGCAGCGCUGGGCCUGCUGCUGCAGGAGCGCAAACACACCCGGGCGUUCACGCAGACCUCCACGGACCCCUUCUCCCCGUUCGGCGGCAGCAGCGGCUGGAGGAGCAACAUUGUGUUUAACAGAAACAUGACGCUACAGCUGGGAGAUGAAAAAGUUGAUGUGGUCGUUGUGUACAACAAAGAUUGCAGCUACUCAAUGCAGAUUGCCGGGCAGGUGUACACCGUGACCGGAGAGGUGGAGAUGGAAGGCGGAGCAUCUUUCCUCCGCUGUUCCGUCAACGGCGUGAAGUCUCGACCCAAACUGGUGAUCCUGGACAACACGGUGCACCUGUUCUCCAUGGAGGGCAGCGCCCAGGUGUCGGCUCCAGUGCCCAAGUAUCUGGCUGGUGUGAGCGGUGCCGGCUCUCAAGGUGGAGCAGUGGCCCCCAUGACGGGAACCAUAGAGAAGGUGAUGGUGAAGGCCGGAGACACGGUGGCCGUAGGAGACCCUCUGAUGGUCAUGAUUGCCAUGAAGAUGGAGCAUACGAUCCGGGCGCCCAAGGCGGGUGUGAUCAAGAGGGUUUUCUUCAGCGAGGGCUCUCAGGCGAACCGACACGCUCCUCUGGUCGAACUGGAGAAGGAGGAGGGGGAGGAGGAGGAGGGGAGCAGCCAGUAAACAGAGUCAAACACACAACCACACCCAUGAAUACACUGACGGGUCGGAGCCGAACGUGAGUCCAUCUGAGUCCAUCACUCGGUACCGGAGUGAUCUGCUGGGAGACGUGGGAUUCAGUCUGGAGACAAAUCCGAUGUGCAUUUCGGAAGGUCAGGAACAUUUCUCUGGCCUAAUGUGUUCCUGCAUCUGACCUGUAUGUUCAGUUUCCUUUCACACAUCACAAUAUUAACUUUAUGCCGAUUGUGGAACUUUAGUUUUUUUUCCUGCACUUAGUUCUUGUGAGUUUCUGUUUUGAAUCGGUGGCCCCUCCCCUCUGUUUGGGUCAGUGGCGGCACAUCUGGAGCAGAAGAUAAUUAAUUGGAAUAGCGUGUGUGAAAUCAGAUGAAAUACUUGCAGAAUUAUGUUACUGAUUACUGAGAAUGGAAAGCGUGACAUUGAAAUGACCUUAACAGAUGUACAGUGUACUGAGUGAAUACUAUCAACUUGUAAUGUUUGAUAACGGGUGGGUCCCGGGGGGGCGGGGGCUGGGGCUGUAAAGUUAUUGCCACUGUCCAGUAGAACAUCUGUUAUUCCUCUUUAAUUUUCUCAUGCUCCUAUCAUCAUGACAAAGCCAUCCAACCACUUCUGUUUCUUAUUCAUCAAGAAAUGUGUUUGGAACUUUCUAGGAAGAAAGAGGCUCGAUGUUCAUGAAUCUUUGGUGUGAGUAAAUCUUGUCUAGAGGGGGUAUUGAUGUCUGUUUUUUAAAAUACACAUUCGGCCCUUCCAGACACUCCGAACUCUUCACCCCUGAAGUGUGGGUGUGCGCCCUUGAGAAUAAAGCAGAGGUCUGUUGUUGUCGAGGAGCAUAAAGGCCUUUAGCGUAGGGAGGCAGGAAAACCCUCCAGUCCACAAUGAUCCAAUGACUUCCAACUGCUGUGACCGAAUUUGCCUCGGAUAUGAAAAUGACCCGUAACUGAUGCAUUGUGGGUCUCAGAGGGCUUUAAACAGACGGUUUGUUUCUUUGUAAAUUGUGCGCCAGUCCAAGUGAACCUGACCCGGUUCUGAUUCUCUUUUUACUAACUGGUGUUACGAGGUCGUGUAAACUAAAACGGACUAAAACCUGUGUUUAUUUUGUAGACGUGACAGAUUAAAAAAAUAAAAUUAAAAGUAUUGACUGGUUG